Messenger RNA from Aureobasidium uvarum, 696 nucleotides. The record is from the annotation of a GenBank genome assembly. NCBI's taxonomy places the organism in Eukaryota, Fungi, Ascomycota, Dothideomycetes, Dothideales, Saccotheciaceae.
AUGUCUUGGAAGGUCUCGAAAGCGACACUUGCUGAUGUGCCCGCCAUAACAUCAAUCUACUCCCACGACGAGCCCACGCCAUUCAUAGAACUCUGCUUGGGAUCCUUGAACGUGCUGGCGCUAAACUUCAACCAGGCGGCACGUAUCGCUGAGAGCUUGCAAGACGAAGAACAAGCCUGGUUCGUUGCUCGAGAUGAGCGCAACAGAAUAACCAGCUUUGCUGAGUGGCAUCUGCCAAAAGACGAGACAGAUACUGAAGAACAGAUGGCGCAAGAGCNNUUGUACGUCGAAGAAGAGUUAUUCCCGAUAUCUAGGCCAAGCAAUAACAUGAAUCAGGCCGACGCGCAGGAAGCCUACGAGGACUCAAUCGCACCUGGCAUGAACUCGAGCCUCGUCGUCGAAUUCAGGCAUCGGGUUACAAAACUCCGCAAUGACGUGCUGCGUGGACGGAGACAUUACUGUUGCCGGCAGAGGGGUGCGGCCACUGCGCUCGUGAAGACAAUACUCGCGGCCGCGGAUCGAGAAAAGGUUAGCUGUAUCUAUCUGGAUACAGUGGCCGAGNGGCCCGCCAGAAAGCUGUUUGACAAGCUGGGGUUUGAGGAAGUUGGCAGGUUCGAUAUUGAUCUCAGCGAACAUGGCGGCCAAGGCGUGCAUAGUCAAGUUGGCAUGCUUAGAUGGGCCUGGGCGGCCGUGUAA